Molecule: messenger RNA, 6220 nt
Organism: Carassius carassius (crucian carp)
Lineage: Eukaryota; Metazoa; Chordata; Actinopteri; Cypriniformes; Cyprinidae
Exons: 17
Coding region: 622-6126 (1834 amino acids)
Molecular function (GO): protein binding
Source: RefSeq, a predicted model, not a curated record
AACUUAUCCCUGUACAUCCAGCCAAUAUACAACAAUGCCUUUUUUUACAUUGCUUGGAUCUUUUUCUGAAGUUCAUUGUGUGUAGAAGGAAUCCCUUACCACCGUUUAACACUAUUUUAUUACACCGUUAACAUCAUUAAACUCUUUUAAAAUACCACUAUUGUCAGUAUACAUUUUUUAUCAUUAUUAUUUUUAUAAAAACUUGGCAAUUAUUGCUAAAACCCUGACUUUCAGCUCUGUCACAAAGUAAGCAUGUACGUUUCAUAAAAUUAUAUUUUAUUGUUUUUAAAACCGGUUGGGAACAGGUAGAGGCGGAGUCUAUGAAUACCUAACCCCACCCAUAAACUUCCCCCACUAAAGUGAAAGCCUACUCGCGUCGGAAUGCUCUUCUGCUUGAAAGUCUUUCUGACAGCAAUAAUAUUUGGAGAUUAUGUCACGCACUUUCAGUCUUGGAGUAGUCGAGUGUGAGUCGCGCUGAUUAGCCCCGGUUUGGGGCAACUUUGUUUUGUCUUGUUUUUGUUUCACUUGCCUCACGCAUUGUAAACUGAACUGUACCGUCGUCACCGUUGUGUUGGAUCAACAAACAACCGAGGCGGAACGAGAUCCACCUGACACAGAUCAAUGGAGCCAGAAAGACCAGGCUCACUAGAGCCAUGCUGUGAACCCAUAAAGCAUGGGUUAAGUAAAACAUGUUGUAGAGAUGCUGCCAGUGCCAACCCAGAAUUAAGAUUGAUGCAGUCAGAAAGAGCAGAUUCGCCGGCGCCCAGCUGUGUGUCUAUAAACAGUGCUCAGUCAAUAGAGCUUCCCGUGUUCUUCAGGCAUAAACAAAGGUUACAUACAAGAAGACAAUGUCAGAGUUGUGAUGGGAAAAAGCCAGCACUCAGAGAGUGCAGCACUGACUGUCAACAUGCUGAAGUCCACAACAAACAUAUAUCAGAUCUGUGGAAAAUAUUUCACUGUUUAUGUGAGGGAACAGAAAAGCAGGGAAACCCAACACUUCUUAGUGAGAUCUACACUGAGCUCUACAUCACCGAAGGGGGAAGUGGAGAGAUCAAUGAUGAGCAUGAGGUCCAUUGGAUUGAAAAAGCAUCAAGAAAAGCUGCAACAGAAGAUACCCCAAUCAGCCUGAAUGCCAUUUUCUCACCAUUACUUGGACAAAAGCAACCCAUCAGAACUGUGCUGACUAAAGGAGUCGCUGGGAUUGGAAAAACAGUCUCCGUGCAGAAGUUCAUUCUGGACUGGGCUGAAGGGAAAGCAAAUCAGGACAUCCACUUCAUAUUUCCACUUCCUUUCAGAGAGCUCAAUUUGAUAAAUGACAAAAAGCUCAGUCUUUCAUAUCUUCUCCAAGUUUUUUUCCCUGAAACAAAGGAAGUGGACGUUUUCAGUGAUAAAUAUAAAGUUAUGUUUAUCUUUGAUGGUCUAGACGAGUGCCGUUUUCUCUUAGAUUUUCCCAGCAAUGAAAUUCUACUGGAUGCAACCAAAGAAACAUCAGUAGAUGUGCUGCUGACAAACCUCAUUGUGGGGAAUCUGCUUCCCUCUGCUCUCAUCUGGAUCACCUCCAGACCAGCAGCAGCUGAUCUCAUUCCCUCUGAGUGUGUCCAUCGAGUGACAGAGGUACGAGGCUUCAAUGACCCUCAGAAAGAGGAAUAUUUCAGGAAAAGAAUCAGUGAUCAGAUCCUGUCCGACAGGAUCAUCUCACACCUGAAGUCAUCGAGGAGCCUCUAUAUCAUGUGUCACAUCCCAGUGUUCUGCUGGAUCUCAGCCACAGUUCUAGAGAAGAUGUUGAGUCAAGCAGAGAGUGGAGAGAUUCCCCAGACUCUCACUCAAAUGUACACACACUUCCUGAUCCUUCAGAUGAGAAAUAUGCAUGAGAAGGCCUUUAAAAUGAAAGUGAAAGAUGAAGACAUGAUCCUCAAACUGGGGAAACUGGCUUUUAGGCACCUUAUGAAAGGCAGUGUGAUCUUUUAUGAAGAAGAUCUGAGAGAAUGUGGCAUUGAUGUGACAGAAGCAUCAGUAUACUCGGGGUUGUGCACUCAGAUCUUCAGAGAGGAGUUUGGUCUGUGUCAGAGGAAAGUCUUCUGCUUCGUUCAUCUGAGCAUUCAGGAACAUCUAGCAGCUGUGUACGUGAUGUUUUCAUUCAAUUUGAAAAACCUAGAUGUUCUCAGUGAAUACCAGUCCUUAAAUCAGGAUGUUCAGUACCCAGCAUGUUUCACAAUCUAUGAGAGGGCUGUGGAAACAGCUUUGAAAAGUAAGAAUGGCCAUCUAGACCUCUUUCUUCGCUUCCUUCUGGGUCUCUUGUUAGAGUCCAAUCAGACUCUUUUUCAGUGCCUACUUACACAAACAGGAGCAACAUCUCACAAUACGGAGCAAAUUAUCCAGUAUGUCAAGAGGAAGAUUACAGAAGAUCUUUCUCCAGAGAAAUCCAUCAAUUUGUUUCACUGUCUGAAUGAACUAGGUGAUCAUACUCUGGAAAAUGAAAUCCAAGACUAUCUGAAUGCUGGAACAAUCCAAGAUGCCAUUCUGUCUCCGUCUCAGUGGUCAGCGCUGGUUUUUGUGUUGCUUACCUCAGAGAAACUGGAAGUGUUUGAACUAAACAAAUACAUCAGGGAUGAAUUUAAUCAAAAACACCUCACACAAGAUCAAGUUCUCCAUAAUCUACUGCCUGUGGUUGAACUGUCCAGAUCAGCUCAGCUUGGCUGUUGUAGCCUGUCAGAGAAUUGCUGUGCUGAUCUGGCAUCAGUUCUCAGCUCAGAAUCCUCAUGUCUGAGAGAAGUAAACUUAAACUUCAAUAAUCUGCAGAGUUCAGGUGUGAAGCUCCUUUCUGUUGGACUGGGAAAUCCUCACUGCAAACUAGAAACAUUGUGGUUAUGGCGGUGUGGUCUCACACACGAAUGCUGUGCCUCUCUGGCUUCAGCCCUGAAUUCAAACCCUUCACAUAUGAGAGAGCUGGAUCUGUCUGACAAUAACAUUGGAAAUCAAGGCAUGAAGCUUUUCUCUGAUGGACUAAAAAAUCCUCAGUGCAAACUGGAGACACUGAAGCUGAGAUUUUGUAACUUGUCAUAUAAAAGUUGUGCAGCUCUGGCUUUAGCUCUGACAUCAAACCCCUCACACCUGAGAGAGCUGGAUCUGUCUGAGAAUGUAUUGGGAGAUGGAGUUAACUUUAUCUCUGAUGGACUCAAAAAUCCUCUUUGUAAACUGGAGAUAUUAUGGCUUCGAGGUUGUGAUGUAACAGAUGAAGGUUGUGCUGCUCUGGCUUCAGCUCUGAGAUCAAACCCCUCACACCUGAGAGAGCUGGAUCUGACUAAAAAUAAUAUCACAGACAUGGGAGCAAACCAGCUCUCUGCUAUAAAAUUGGAUCCACUAUAUAAACUGGAGAAAUUAGAGUAUUCUGUCCAACACAUUAGGAGUCAUCAUUCAAUGGAUCAACUCAAGGUUGAAAAGCCCAGCUCAGAGCAGCAAGGGAGAUCAGCAUCUCCAUGUCCUAGCGAUGUGUCCAUGAGGAGUGAUCACUCCAUGGGUCAUCCAGAGAAUUUAAAUGAAUCCAGUGCUGCCUCACCCCUUGAUAAAGUUCAAGAAGCAGUCCAGUCAAAUCUGAGGAGCAGAUUUCAGUGUUUAUGUGAAGGGAUAUCAAGACAGAGUGACCUCAUUCCUCUCAAUGAGAUCUACACUGAGCUCUACAUCACAGAAGGUGGAAGUGGAGAGAUCAAUGAUGAGCAUGAGAUCAGGUGGAUUGAAACUGCAUUUAGGAGAAGAACCUCAGAUGAUACGCCAAUCAACUUGAAUGACAUCUUCAAACUUUUAUCUGGACAAGAUCAGCCCAUCAGAACUGUGCUGACUAAAGGAAUCGCUGGGAUUGGAAAAACAGUCUCUGUGCAGAAGUUCAUUCUGGACUGGGCUGAAGGAAAAGCAAAUCAGGACAUCCACUUCAUAUUUCCACUUCCUUUCAGAGAGCUCAAUUUGAUAAAGGACCAAACAUUCAGUCUUCAAGAUCUUCUGCAACUUUUCAUGGGAACAGAACAACUUGAAAUCUCUCCAAAUGGACGUAAAUUAAUUUUCAUCUUCGAUGGUUUGGAUGAGUGUCGACUGGGUCUGGAUUUUCACAACAGUGUGAGGUUGUGUGAUGUGACUGAAUCAGCCUCAGUAGAUGUGCUGCUGACAAACCUCAUUGUGGGGAAUCUGCUUCCCUCUGCUCUCAUCUGGAUCACCUCCAGACCAGCAGCAGCUGAUCUCAUUCCCUCUGAGUGUGUCCAUCGAGUGACAGAGGUACGAGGCUUCAAUGACCCGCAGAAAGAGGAGUAUUUCAGGAAGAGAAUCAGUGAUCAGAUCCUGUCCGACAGGAUCAUCUCACACCUGAAGUCAUCGAGGAGCCUCUACAUCAUGUGUCACAUCCCAGUGUUCUGCUGGAUCUCAGCCACAGUUCUAGAAAAGAUGUUGAGUCAAGCAGAGAGUGGAGAGAUUCCCCAGACUCUCACUCAAAUGUACACACACUUCCUGAUCCUUCAGAUGAGAAAUAUGCAUGAGAAGGACUACGAUAAGAACAUUAAAGAUACAGACAUGGUUCUCAAACUGGGUAAAUUAGCUUUUCAUCAACUGGAGAAACGGAAUCUGAUCUUCUACGAGGAAGAUCUUAAAGAAUAUGGCAUUGACGUACAAGAAGCAUCUGUGUACUCAGGAUUGUGCACUCAGAUCUUCAGAGAAGAAUCAGGCCUGUUUCAGGGGAGAGUCUACUGUUUUGUUCAUUUGAGUGUUCAGGAACAUCUUGCAGCUUUAUAUGUGUACCUCUCUUUUGUGAAUCAAAAUAUAAAUGUGAUAGACCAACCUAGUCUUCUACCCAGUGUUCUGACUUGUGUUCCAAAAGGUUCAUUAUCAAUAUCUGACCUCUAUCAGAAAGCUGUAAAGAAAGCUCUGCAGAGUACAAGUGGACAUCUGGACCUUUUCCUUCGCUUCUUUCUUGGAUUCUCACUGGAGUCCAAUCAGACGCUCUUACGAGGCCUACGGUCUCAGAUAGAAAGCAGCUCUGACAGUAAAGAGAGAAUAGUUAUUUACCUAAAGCAGAAGAUCAGAGAGAAUCCAUCUCCAGAGAAAUCAAUCAAUCUGUUCCACUGCCUGAACGAACUGAAGGAUCAUUCACUAGUGGAGGAAGUGCAGCGUUACCUAAAAUCAGGGUCAGAAAUAAAGACCACACUGACAGCCUCACAGUGGUCAGCUAUGGUCUUUGUAUUGCUGACCUCAGGGCAAAAACUAGAUGUGUUUGAUUUAAAGAAGUAUGUUUGGACACAUGUCUUGCCAGAUGAAAGUCUUCAAAAGCUACAACCAGUGCUUGAAGCAUCUAGAACGGCAAAUCUUGGUGAUCAGAACCUAUCAAGAAAAAGCUAUGCCACUUUAGUUUCUGUUCUUACAUCAAAAACCUCAUGUCUGAGAGAGUUGAACCUGGCUCAGAGUAAUGUAAGUGAUUCAGGACUUAGGCUACUCUGUGAUGGCCUGCAAAAUCCUCAAUUUCGUUUAGAAACACUGAAACUGGAGUUUUGUGAUGUUUCUGAUAAGGAUUGUGAUUUUCUGGCUCUGGCUUUGAGAUCAAACCCCUCACAUCUAAAAGAGCUGGAUCUGUCUGGAAAUAAACUCACUAACUCCGGAUUAAAGAUUCUUUCUGCUGAAUUACAGAAUCCUCUUUGUAAACUUAAGAAUCUGUGGAUUAGACUUUGUGGUAUCACAAGUGAUGGCUGUGCAUCUCUGGCUUUAGUUCUGAGAUCAAAGCAUUCAUAUUUGAGAGGACUGAAUCUGUCUGGGAAUAGAUUAGGAGAUUCAGGAAUAAAGAAGUUCGCUGAAGGACUAGAGAAUCCUCACUGUAAACUGGAGAUAUUGAGGUUGAGGGAUUGUGGUAUCACAGAUGAAGGCUGUGCUGCUCUGGCUUCAGCUCUGAGAUCAAACCCCUCACACCUGAGAGAACUGGAUCUGUCUGGGAAUAAACUUGGAGACACUGGAUUGCGGAAGUUAUCUGAUGAUCUGGAGAAUUCUGACUGUAAUCUUGAGACACUCAGGCAAGAUUUUCACUCACCAGAUUUGUCAAAUAAGUCCUUUGUUCCAAAGCUAGAGACAGAAAUGAUUGUAAUUUUCUCAGCAGGUUAAAUCAUUGUGAAUUCUCUGAUGAGGGCUGUACUGCUCUGGGUUCAGCUUUGAAAUCAAACCCCUCACACCUGAGAGAACUGGAUCUAGGCUGGAA